Molecule: messenger RNA, 5772 nt
Organism: Eublepharis macularius
Lineage: Eukaryota; Metazoa; Chordata; Lepidosauria; Squamata; Eublepharidae
Gene: CD47
Product: CD47 molecule
Exons: 11
Coding region: 1-1497 (498 amino acids)
Biological process (GO): positive regulation of cell-cell adhesion; positive regulation of phagocytosis; positive regulation of inflammatory response
Cellular component (GO): plasma membrane; extracellular exosome
Molecular function (GO): thrombospondin receptor activity
Source: RefSeq, a predicted model, not a curated record
AUGCCCGACGGCGCAAACUCUCUGGCGUUUGCCCGCCGCGAAAGGUCUCCUUGGGCGCUGCGGUCCUCGCGCCCUUCUUCUUCCCCUCUCCCCCGGAGGAGAGGCAGCGCGCGCCCCGACUGCGAUCUCUCCGGCGAAGCUCCACAGUCCCACGGUCCGAGCAGGGUCCGGUACGCAGUAGCCACCCAACCGAACGGUGCCGUAGUUCCUCGGCCCUCUCGACUAACUGCCGCCGCUCCCUCCUCCUCCCUCUCGAAGCCCGCAGCAGCGACCGCCGCCGUUGCCCGGAGCGGCUUUGCGGAGGCCUUCGUCCGCCCACGCCCUCCCCUCCCGUGGCGUAGAGCGAAAGCGAAAGCCGGGUGUGGCCCCGCCCCGCUCGCUGCGGCUGGAGGGAGCAGCAGUGGAAGCUCGUUGUCAGGCUGCGGGUUGGGCGGCUCCGGUUCCGCGCUCCGGCUCCGCUGCCCCCACCCCGCCGUCCUUCGGAGUGCGAGGCUCAGCGCGGCGGAGAGCGGCUCCCCCACCCCCGGCUCGGACAUGCGGGCGCUGAGAGUCUGGUGGGUGCUGCUGGGCACCUUGGGCGUCGGUUCUGCUCAGUUGCUGUUUCAAAACUUCACAAGUGUUGUAGUAGACCAUUGUAAUUCAAGUGUCAUCUUACCUUGCAUAAUAACUAACCUAUUAAAAAACAGGACUCGAGAUAUGUUUGUAAAGUGGAAACUUGGCGGAAGCUAUUUUUUUGCUUUUAGUGGAUAUGAACAACCACCGUUAACUGUCAAAAACAGCACUUUUCAGUCUGCAGAACUUGCGUGUUUGCCAAAGCUCACCAUGGGCAUUGCUUCACUCUCUCUAUCAAAGGAAGAGGCAAUUCCAGGAAACUACAGCUGUGAAGUAACAGAAUCAAAUCGAGAAGGAGUAACUACAUUUGAACUUAAACAUGUAAAAGGACCCUGGUUUAAACCAGUGGAUAAUGUUCUCAUAAUUAUCACCAUGGUACUGGCUACUAUUUUUUAUUGGGCCCAGUUAGGUGUUGUUGCAACAAAAUACGAUAUCUCAUUCCUUAAGAAGAUCAGCUUAAUUAUUGCAGGACUAAUAGUCACAGUUGCUGCUGUGAUUGGCUGUAUUCUUUUAAUUCAAGAUGGAUUUGCAACAUCAAAUCAAACCGGGCUUGGCUUAAUUGUACUUCCUGCUGUCAUUUUAGUGCCCCUUCUCUAUAUUCUCUUAGACUCAGUUUUUGAGAAACCACCAUGCUUUGCAGUUAUGUUGCUUGUUUUGAAAGCUCUUGGAUAUGUAAUUGCUGUGAUUGGAUUUGCUAUGUCUGUGUCAGCAUGCCCCCCACAACAGGCUCCUGUCAUGGUUGCAGGCUUAGCAAUUAUUGAUCUUGUAGCAGUAAUUGCCUUAGUUUACGUGAUUAUUAUUGGUUCCAACUUUAAAGAUCAUCAACCUCCAAGGAAAGCUGUAGAAGAACCACUAAAUGAUGCAAAAGGAGUGAUGUUAGAAUGAUGCACCUGACGCGAGUUAAUUGAAUCUGAUAUGGACAUGGAAACAAGCAGAGAAAGACUUUUGUUCAUACACCGUGGCCUUGAAGAUGCACUACUCAAAGAAGAGAAAAUCAGGAAAUUUGUUGUUUUGCAUGUGUGGAAAAGUGCUGUAAUGAUUUACAUGAUGUAAUUUUAUAGUCACAGCAGCUGUAGUAAAGUUCAAAAGAGAAGUGACUGUUGUAUGCACAUGAGGCUUUAUCGUUUAGGGGGUGGAUGAGGGUAAGAAUACACUUCUUAUCCACUGUUACAGUUCUCUUUCGUGCUGCACUUCUCAGAAUGGUGUUGACUGCCACUUUGCAUAAAGACCAAAACUUCUUCAUAAGGGACCACUUUCGGAUAUCACAAUGUUGCAAGUUAGCUGCCUUCUGCUCUUGGCCAAAUUUUGUGUCAGUUAUACUAUUCCUCGUACAGACUGUCAUUUCCAGCCUCAAAUUGCAAAAAAAAUUGCAUAGCAGAAGUGCCAGAGGGAUGGGGAAGGAUUUCCUGUGGACUGUUUGCUCUGUUGUUUCUCCCCAAAUAUCUGUCCAGGGCCAGCUUAUUUCCUGCUCCACUUUAUAAUGCCUCACUAAUGUUUUCAGGUAAUCUGAAAAUUGGCCAAUGUCAGCCUUCUGUUUAGCAAAGGUCAAGCUAAGCAAGCAUUUGUAUGUCUGAAAGAACCUUAAUUUCAUGGGCCAGACUUCUGUGGGACCAUUUACGUAAAUCUUUGUACUGCAUGAUAAAUAAAAUGCUAGUAUUUUCUCUUUGAUUUUACUCCCUGUUCUUUAAAAACCAAUCCAGAUCCAACCUACCUUUUUACGUUUUUAUGACAAAUGCAGAAAUAGCAUUAGAAUAAGAGAACUCUUUAUAUGAGGUGUGUUCAUACCUGUAUGGUAUGAAUAAGAAUGGAUGUAACACAGGGUGAAUAAAUACUGUUCCUAGUAUAACAUUUUUACAAAUCUAUGGUAUUUAGCCUUUUCUAAGAGAGAUCUUUCCAGUUCUUUCAGAUGAUCACAUUAGUCCCUAUUCACCCACUUGCUGUUAGUAUUCCUGCUGUAUAUAUUGUAGUUCUGUGUGCGCUUUGGUGAUCAGUAUUUUAGUCUAAGUAACUUCUCUCUUUCCUAUUGUUUUAAUUAAAAUACACUUCACAACUAAGGGCCAAGUUAGUGUAAUGCUAAUUUUCAUAAAGCUGAGAAUCAUCCAGUAAGUAUUCUGCUAAUUAAAACAUCUUUCAUCCCUUCAGUUUGUAGUUACCAGAAAUACAUAACAUGGAAUCAAGAGCUGCUGUCUGUCAGACCAUUGGCUGGCCAACCUCCCAAAUUAGUGACAGUACUAAAAUUGAACUGAAUUCUCUGUGAUCUUGCCUUUUUGUUAUUUACAUGUGAACUAUAUAAUUCCUGUGCUUGCCUGGUUCUUAUGGAUGUUGUAAUAUUUUGCAUAGAGUCUCUUCUGCACAUGUUCCACUUCCUGCAAAAAAGCCUUGUCUGCUCCCCUGCUACUUUCAGAGUGAGAGUUCAAACACUGUACCUUUUGCAGGAACAACUGAAUUCUCUGAGCCAACCUGUUUUAUUUUUUUUUAACCAUAGCCUAUAGGAAUCUCCCUUUUGUAAAUAUGGGUCAGUUUCAUGGGAUGUGAUUCUUUUUUUGAGAGCUUUUCAGGGCAGACUUGACAGUCUGGAUUUUUCCCAUCAGUACUGGGGAAAAUUGUGCGUUUCAGUAGUCAGUUAUAGCCAGGGCUUUUUUUCAGUACCUCUUAAAAAUACCCACGUGACUGGUGGGUAGUGGGGCCCAAACUGGCCAGGAUCGGGUUGCUGCUGGGUGGGGGAGUACUUUCCCAUGUGGACAAUUUGGGCACAAUCCAGGCUGUUUCAGGCCUGUUUUGGCCCAAUUCAGGUCCGAAAUGGCCAGGAUCAGGCUGCUGCCAGGCAGGGGAAUGCUCUCCCAGCAGCAGUGAUGCAUUCCAGGCUGAUUUGGGCCCUCCGUGAAGCGCGGGAGUGCUCUCGGGGCUCCAUGGCCUUUGUGAUGACAUCACUUCUAGUGAUGUCCCAGGAGCACUUCCAGUGCGGUCCCAGGAGCAUGCGUACGUGCAAAGCGUGCACAUAUGGUACCUAGUGAGUUCCAUCACCUCUUUUCACAGAAAAAAGGUGGUGGAACUAAUCUAUAAAGGUUUUUUUGUUAUUUUAAAGCAGCUAGCCAGUUGUUGUCCGUUCCCUUCCCCAUAAGUGUGUCAUUAAAAAUAAUAAAAUGGCUGGUUUUGUAGGGUUUCUUUUGUAUCUAAAUGGCUUGGACUGCAGGUGCAAAAGACAACUCUUCAUCCACCACAUGGUUAUAACUGAACCAAGGUUCCAGGGCAGAGUGGGGAUUUUAUUCUUGUAUGAUGCUCUCACCACUACACCACUCUGGGUCCCACUCUUAACAGUGCAAUUCUAAGCAGAGUCUCUCCAGUCUAAGCUAGAUAUGAACAUGAACAGCAUUAUGAACAAAAAACAACAAACAGCCUAAUCUGCUGUUCUCGAACAAGCUGUUCAUGAGGCCCCAUCCUAAACGAACAGGUGGUCCUUGCAAACCUCGGCAGCCCAUCGGCAAUCCAGACAGUCUGGCACCUGCUGCAAUCAAUCCCCUAGGCAACCGGAGGAAAGGAGGGACUGAACUCUGUCUGAAGUCCUUCUGGCUUUCCUUCUGGCUUUAACCCUUCAAGGUACUUCCAGCAGAGAGUCCUGUUUUUGCCUCUGUGAAGAGAAAAUGACAGCCAACUGAGAGACCCAUGGAUCAUGCCUUUCCCGGGGUGCAAUCUCUCUGAAACUUGGAGGGUCUUCAGAGGACAGUGAGGACUAUGUCCCCUGCAAAUUUUGUGGGUAUUGGGCAUUGAGAAGGUCAGUUUGUGGGGUGUUUAAAGGGCCCUGCCCCUUGCAUGUGGCAGGAAAGGGCCCUUUAAACUAUCAGCUGGCAGGCAGCAGGGGGGAAUCCCCCCUGCUGCCUGCCAGCUGAUAGUUUAAAGGGAUCUUUAAAGGGCCAGGUAAGUGGGUUUGAGGGGAGGAGGGCUAAGUGGGGGGGUUGGGGGGGGGUCUGGCCCCCAUGAACAACGAACAUGUCCAGGAACAGUUCAUGUUCGUCCUUGUUCGUUGUUCAUGGAUGGCACCGAACGAUGAACAGGGUGUUCAGGGUUUUUUUUCCGUUCGUGCCUAUGUAUAGUCUAAACCCAUUGAUUUUAAUGAGCUUAGACGAGUAAUUCUGGUUAGGAUUGCACUGUACACAUACUAGAUUUAAGGCCUGAGAAUACUGCUACUGAUACUUUACUCAAUUAUUUUUAGACUGGAUAGAAUAGGUAAUGGCUCAUAUUUCUGCUAUAUGUUCAAAAUUAUUACUGACCGCUGGGGUAUGGUGCAGUUCAGUCCUCUAAAAAUAACAGAACAAGGUAGGAGUGGGUAAGUUGAAAGCUUAAUUCAUGAAUCUACUUGAAAAUAUGAGAUUCAUAAUUUUGGCCCUUUUAGUAAGCAUUCUUUAGUUUGUAUGAAUGGCAGGGGUAAGUGAUAAUCUUGUACGUUGGUAUCAGUAUUUCAGAAUGUUGAGAUCUUGGGUAUUUCUGCCAUUUAUGUGUGUGUUGCUGAGAUUAGGCUCACCACAAUCCUGAAUAAAAGAAAAAUUCAGUGGGUCAUAUGAAUUGGUAACCAGUCAGAGUUCCAUAGCAUUGUAGUAAAUCUGGUUCUUUGCCCGUGCAUCACAUUUCUGGUAUAUGCAGAAGAUUCUGGAAGAUGAGGAUUCAGCUGCUUCCUGAGAUGACUGUAUGAAAUUCAAAUCCAUUUAUUCUGUUUGCCUUGCAGAGUUACACAAUUUUGUUUAAAAUUUUAUAUUAAGGAAAGAUGCAAGAAAAAAAAUGUAUAUCCUGAAUGGUGAAGCAAAGUUCUUUUAUAUAAGCAGAAUAUUACCAAGACUUACACAAAGUCUUGAAUUUUGCACGUGUCCUUCAGAGAUAGUUACAGUAUAUAAAAGGGCUCUGCUAAAGAUUUCCUGUUGGUGCCAUUAAAAGUAGGUCUAGUUUUCUUAAAAGUUGCCAUUUAUUUUCCCUUAUGUUUUAAUAAACCAAAGUGGUUAUGGUUGUGUUAAUCAUCUUGUGAAUUCAGUUUCUGUAUAGAUAUAAAGCCAAAUUUCUCAUUAUUUGAACAUUUGAAAAAUCUUCCUUUCUUAACCUAAAUAGUGUUUUUAUUUAUUGAAUAUAGCUUUGUAAAUAGAACUAUAAUUCAAAUAAAACUGUUUUAAAUUU